Messenger RNA from Colletotrichum chrysophilum, 369 nucleotides. RefSeq lists its product as uncharacterized. The record is from RefSeq and is a predicted model, not a curated record. Gene Ontology annotation, cellular component: mitochondrial intermembrane space. NCBI's taxonomy places the organism in Eukaryota, Fungi, Ascomycota, Sordariomycetes, Glomerellales, Glomerellaceae. The coding region runs from base 1 to 369 and encodes 122 amino acids. Gene Ontology annotation, biological process: protein import into mitochondrial intermembrane space. Gene Ontology annotation, molecular function: zinc ion binding. The transcript is spliced from 3 exons.
AUGUGCAAACACGUCCUGAACGCGCAAGUCGCCAUCCGCUCACCAUGCUGCAAGAAAUGGUUCGACUGCGCCGAGUGCCACCAGGAGCAGGAGAGGCACCCUCUCAUGCAAACCUUCGACAUGACCUUCGCCUGUAAGAAGUGCAAGAAGUGCUUCCGCAAGGACGCGCAAGAGUUUGAGGAAUCCGACGAAUACUGCCCACACUGCGAUAACCACUUCGUCAUCGACGCUGUCACUCCCAAGGCCGCCAUCUCUGUCGAGGGCGAGGACGCCCGUAAGGACAGCCGCAUGAUCAAGGACGAGCGUGUCCGUCAAGUCGAAGGAAAGUCGAUAUUCGACCCUACCGACGAUGCGGACAAGUUGGGUUGA